Messenger RNA from Propithecus coquereli (Coquerel's sifaka), 1339 nucleotides. It is a transcript of the gene TAGLN2, whose product is annotated as transgelin 2. Gene Ontology annotation, molecular function: protein binding. The record is from RefSeq and is a predicted model, not a curated record. The transcript is spliced from 5 exons. NCBI's taxonomy places the organism in Eukaryota, Metazoa, Chordata, Mammalia, Primates, Indriidae. Bases 90 to 689 code for a protein of 199 amino acids.
CUGCCCGGGUGCACCACUCGCCGCCGCAGACCCUGCCUUGAGUGUGCAGCCCGCCUGAACGCUCCCCACAGCUACUACUGCCCUUUGGAAUGGCCAACAGGGGACCCGCGUAUGGCCUGAGCCGGGAGGUGCAGCAGAAGAUUGAGAAACAGUACGAUGCAGACCUGGAGCAGAUCCUGAUCCAGUGGAUCACCACCCAGUGCCGCAAAGAUGUGGGCCGGCCCCAGCCUGGGCGUGAGAACUUCCAGAACUGGCUCAAAGAUGGCACAGUGCUGUGUGAGCUCAUUAACGGACUGUACCCCGAGGGGCAGGCCCCAGUAAAGAAGAUCCAGGCCUCCACCAUGGCCUUCAAGCAGAUGGAGCAGAUCUCUCAAUUCCUGCAAGCAGCUGAGCGCUACGGCAUUAACACCACUGACAUCUUCCAAACUGUGGACCUCUGGGAAGGAAAGAACAUGGCCUGUGUGCAGCGGACCCUGAUGAACCUGGGUGGGCUGGCGGUAGCCCGGGACGAUGGGCUCUUCUCUGGGGAUCCCAACUGGUUCCCUAAGAAAUCCAAGGAGAACCCUCGGAACUUCUCAGACAACCAGCUGCAAGAGGGCAAGAAUGUGAUCGGGUUACAGAUGGGCACCAACCGCGGGGCGUCUCAGGCAGGCAUGACCGGCUAUGGGAUGCCACGCCAGAUCCUCUGAUCCCACCUCUGCCCCUGCCUUCCCAUGAAUGGUUAAUAUAUAUGUGUAUACAUAUUUUAGCAGCGACAUUCCCUGAGAACCCCUGAGCUCUCAAGCUCCCCUCUGCCAGGGUGAGGAUCCAGCCUGUCCUGUCACUUCUGGGGUGCUCGAUGGCGGCCUCUUCCCUGUGCUUACUAAUACAUUCCCUCCCCCACACCCAUCAAAACUGGACCAGCUGGCCUCUUCUUUUCCCCUGGGACCAAAAUCUGGGGACCUCGCCCCCUGCCCCCAUGCCUGUCCUCUUUCCCUCUGGCCUCUCCUCCCCCUGAGCCCUGUGCCCUCAAUCCAUUCCUUGGCUGGGAGUCAGGGAUGCUGCCUUCUGGCCUUCCUUCUGCAAGUAUGCCUCUUCCACAGCUGUGGCUGCAGGGACUUAAUUUAUAGGGAGGAGCCUGUGGCAGCUGCCACCCCAGCCACAGCUGGACUGCGCUCACCACACAUCUGGGGCUGCCUUCCCUGGCAGAGGCCCUUGUGGCUUCUUAUAUUCCAUUCCCUUCGCUGUGGCUAGGGUGGGGGUGUGGGGACAGAGUAGGGAGGGUUGCCCACCAUGGCCUAGGGCUGGAAGAAUAUGAGUUUGCUGAUUUAAUAAAGGAUCCCAGUCUUUUCUGGAUGGA